UUUAAAACUGGGAAGAACAGUAUAACCUAUAACAAUAAUAUGUUACGAAUACCGGUUCGAAGUAGAGUAGGGCUUGAAAAGUCGCUGGUUCGGAUGAAGUCGUCGAGCAGCUUUAUACGAAGCACUUUUAUCGAUUAUUUUGUUCAUAAUCACGGCCAUAAGCAUGUAAAAUCAAGCUCCGUGGUACCCCUGUGCGACCCCUCGGUGCCCUUCGUGAAUGCUGGCAUGAAUCAGUUUAAAGGUGUGUUCCUCGGUCGAGUGGAGCCACCGUGUCCUCGUGCUGUCAACUCUCAGAAGUGUGUCCGUGUUGGAGGCAAACACAAUGAUCUGGAAGUGGUCGGCUCUGACGGACACCAUCAUACCUUCUUUGAGAUGCUUGGAAACUGGUCCUUUGGGGACUAUCAUAAGAAAGAAGCAUGUAAAAUGGCAUGGGACCUCCUCCUGGGCCCGUACCGGUUCAAGCCGGAAGACCUAGUGGUGACAUACUUCGAGGGUGAUCCUAUCAUUGGCAUCACGGAAGACAGGGAGUGCAGGGACAUUUGGAAAUCCCUAGGUGUGCCACCCAGCAGACUCAAAGCCUUGGGGACAGCAGACAACUUCUGGGAGAUGGGCACCACUGGGCCCUGCGGACCCUGCACCGAGAUACACUAUGUCAACCCCGAUGGCAGCCUCACAGAGAUAUGGAACAUUGUGUUCAUACAGUGCAACAGGGAAGCCGACGGUUCAGUGAAGCCGCUUCGUAAGCACCACGUGGACACGGGCAUGGGUCUGGAGCGGGCCACGGCCCUCAUACAAGGCGUCAAGUCCAACUACGAUACGGACUUGUUCCUGCCACUUAUGAAGGCGAUUGAGCAGAGCAGCCCGGGUGCGCCGCGCUACUCGGGGCAGUUCGGCGCCGGCGCGCCGCUCGACGCCGCGUGCCGCCGCCUCGCCGACCACGCGCGCAUGCUGGCCGUGUGCCUCGCGGACGGCGCCUUCCCCAACACCAACCUAAACCUAAAACAAAUAAUGCGUACAUCCCUAAAGAUCGCCACCGACAUAUUCGGCAACCAUCGACUCGUGCGCAUAUUAUACGACGAAGUAGCUUCCACACUGGGGCACGCCUACCCAGAGCUUGAGUCAAGAGCUAAGGACGCCAAGCUGAUUAUAGAGCAUGAAGAGCAGGCUUACAAGAGAUUGCGGUCAGAGCUGGUCAAGAAGUGGCGGGAUCUGCUAUCGCAGCACCCGGAGGCCGAGGCUAUGGACGACGUGGAGAUGCCUGGCUUCCCGCGAGGUUAUAAGGAGUUUAAGGAAGUCAUGGCCAAGCAAAACUCAUCCGUAAUACCAGCGGAGCUAGUAUUCAAACUGUAUGACACGCACGGUUUCCAAGAAGACGUGAUCGAACGUAUCGCCAAACUAAACAACUUGACCAUAGACAAGAAAGGCUUCUGGAAGCUUCUUCAACAACACAAGACCAGGCACAAGACUGCCAUUCAAGAGCAAACCGCCAGCAGAGCGCAAAUGUUCGACAAAGCCAUAGACAAUCUUAAAAAAGACAACAUUAACUCAACAGACGACUCAUAUAAAUACAAAUACUCAAUAGUAGAUAAUAAACUCAAAUUUGAGCCGCUUAAAACUAAAGUAGCAGCAAUUUUAAACGAAGAAGGCCAAUGGAUAGACUUUUUAGAGCCAUCCGAAAAUCAACCUUACUACCUAAUAACUAAAGACACUAAUUUCUAUUGCGAGGAAGGCGGACAGAUUGCGGAUAGCGGCGUUAUUCAUAUAAAUAAAAAAGUUUAUUUAAAAGUGGACAGCGUUUUUAAAAUUCGCGAUUUCGUGUUCCAUAAAGGCUGUUUCACAAUAACGGACGCCAUAGACAAUGAUUUCGGUUGUGAUAGUGAAGUGUUAUUAGAAAUAGAUAGUGAGAAACGUGUUAAUGUUAUGCGGAAUCAUACGGCAGUGCAUUUAUUGAACGCGGCGGUUAGAAAAGUGCUGCCGGAUAGUGUGGUGUGUCAGACUGGGUCUAGUGUUACUGAUAAGGGGUUGUCUUUGAAUUUGUCGGUUUAUGGACAUCGGUUGACACAGGAUGUGGUGAUGCGAGUGCAGGAUUUGAUUCGUGAAGCAAUUCAGGCGAACACUCCAGUGGAAUCCCGUGUCAUCGACAGUCUUCAGCUAAACGAGUCCAUUCUAUCGGUUCCCGGGGAGACCUACCCUGAAACUGGCUUACGCGUCGUAGAAACCGGCGCGCCGCUACCUUCCAAAGAGCUAUGUUGCGGCACACACGUCCCGUCCACGGGCCUUAUCGGCGAACUGUGUAUAACACUAGUUAAAGCCGCUGGAGGCACUUCACCGAACAUCCAUGCCAUCACGGGCCCGAGAGCUACUGAGGCGCGUGAACUGUUCUGCAAGUCCCACCAACUCUUCAAAGUGUCCGACCUCCUCGACCCUGAACAGAGCAAGGAGCAGGUGACAGAUGUCAAACAGCGGCUGUCUGAGCUGUGCGCCGGCAGCGGGGCGCCCUACGCUGAAUAUAGCCAGUGCCUCGACGUGCUGGAUACAGUACAGAAAACUGUUGCUACCAACGAUCUAGCUUUACAUUCUAUCGUGGAAGAAGAGAUUCGCGACGCAACCGACGAAGCAACCCGGGACGGCCGACGCUUCGUAGUCCACUUCCUACGCUGUUCCUACAUCAUGGCGCCCAUCACCGCCACUACGGCGCUGAGGAGUCACCGAGCUGGUGGCACACCCACGCUACUGCUGGGCUGCGCUCAGGGCGUCAUCACGGCCGUCUGCACGGUGCCCAAGGAAAUGACGUCACACUCGUUUAACGCGAAGCAAUGGUUAAGCAGUAUCUUGCCAGUAUUCAAAGCGGAGUUAGUACCAACACCCGACAAUGAAUCCAACACAUAUGCGGAGAUGACUGGCACCAAGGUGAGCCUAAUAACCUGCGAGCAGUUAGUGCAGGACGCGAUGCGCGCCGCCAUCAAGUUCGCCAACACCCACACCACCACCACAGACGACUCCAACACCAAACUCGCCUCAACCAACUGA
Messenger RNA from Cydia amplana, 3030 nucleotides. RefSeq names its product alanine--tRNA ligase, mitochondrial (gene AlaRS-m). Lineage: Eukaryota; Metazoa; Arthropoda; Insecta; Lepidoptera; Tortricidae. Gene Ontology annotation, biological process: alanyl-tRNA aminoacylation. Gene Ontology annotation, molecular function: alanine-tRNA ligase activity; aminoacyl-tRNA deacylase activity; nucleic acid binding. The record is from RefSeq and is a predicted model, not a curated record. Bases 40 to 3030 code for a protein of 996 amino acids. Gene Ontology annotation, cellular component: cytoplasm; mitochondrion. The transcript has 15 exons.